UAAAACAACAAACAAAUUAAUCAUGUGUCACGUCACUAAACGCAUCACGCAGUUCUAAGAAGCUGAUUGGUCCAAACGGAACCCGGUAGUGACGCUGACCGCUGGUUGGCCGAGUACUCCUGAACGCUACCAAUCUCAUCCAACACACUCACACACGGGUUAGAGAGACCAACAUGGCUGAAGCGGAGGGAAGCGAGUUAACUUCAGGAGGGAUCUUUCAGGAGAUCUUCACGUCCCCGCUCAACCUGACGCUGCUCAGCCUCUGCCUCUUCCUGCUCUACAAGAUCUUCCGCGGCGACAAACCGCCGGAGCUCAGCGAGGCGGAGAAGCCGCUGCCCAAGCUGAAGAAGAGGGACUUCACCCUGGCGGAGCUGAAGCCCUACGAUGGACUACAGGAUCCGCGGAUCCUCAUGGCCGUUAACGGCAAAGUGUUCGACGUGACCCGGGGGAAGAAGUUCUACGGACCAGAGGGACCGUAUGGAGUGUUUGCAGGCAGAGAUGCAUCCAGAGGUUUGGCUACCUUCUGUCUGGAGAAAGAUGCCCUGAAAGACGAACACGACGACCUGUCAGACCUGAACGCUAUGCAGCAGGAGAGUCUGUCUGAGUGGGAGACUCAGUUCACCUUUAAGUACGAUUACAUCGGCAAGCUGCUGAAGCCAGGAGAGGAGCCCACCGAGUACACCGACGAUGAGGAAACAAAGGACAAGAAGGCGGACUAGAAAAGUAACUCAAAAGGGGGAAAAAAAAAAAAGAGAAAUGCCUUAAUGUUUGUAAUUUGAUUCCUGUUGCCUCCUUUUAGGACCAUUCAGAGAAAACACUUUUGGACCAAUCCUGGAUUUUCUACGUCGACUGAAUUCCGUUUAUCUCAAUUUAUCCUCACUGAAGGCAUUAACAGCUGAAUAACUGUGUUCUGAUGUAGAGCUGUGUAGUUUGUUAGAGUUUAUAGUAGUUGUUGUAAACCAGCCUGGGCCCUUUGCUGCAUUCCCUCCCCUCCUUGUCUCUCUGCUGUUGUUUUUUUGGUAAUUAAACCUGAAAAAAAAAAAUCAUCUUUCAGGAAUAAUAUUGAUCCUUGGACCAGUUCCAGCCUUUUUUAAAGCCUCUGCUGGAUGGUGAUGAACCGCACUUUUAUUGCAGGUUUCAUGUAAGGAUGUCAGGAAUCAGUUUUCAUAUUAAAUUCAUAAAAAUACAUUGAUGGUCUGCAGCUAGAGAGCAAGUUUAAAGGAAAAUCACAGUAUGUUUGAAUGCUUUUCUCACAGUUGUUUAAAACAUCUUCUGGAUUACAAGCCUCCUGAAACUUCACAAAUGUGCUUCCCUCUAAAAAGCUCCAAUCUACCAAUCAUUUGCUUUUAACAAGAUUGUUUAAGCUUUUCAAAAUAAAAGCUUUAAGUGGCUCGUAUACAAAGAAAGGAGGACCCACAAUCAGAAUUAUCCUUUAAGAGGAGAGUGAAUGCAGCCAAGUGGGCCGAACAUUGAUGAACCGAAGUGAAUAUUUUUAGACAUUAAAGAUAAACACAGCUACAGAUCUGCUUUAACUCCUUCUUUGUGCUGAAUCACAUUUCAUUUUCAUCAAACAGCCAAGUGGAUCAUUACUUGAUUUCGGAAUGUGCAAGAAAUGUUUGCUGCCUUUUCUUUUGUCAGCUCCUCAAACUAUAACAGGACGACAAUGCACGGAUGUUUGUGACGUUCCCUCACAUUGGUUUAUGCAAGUUUUCACAGGUUUUAAUCUGCUUUGACUGUAAUAUUCACCGUGACAAUCUAGCUGUUGCAUCCAGCAGCAUAUUUGCUUUGUUUUCUCAACCUGCAGAGGUUGUCUGUUUCUCAGCGGUUUGUGUAAUCUCAUUAAAAGUCAGUCAACAAAGCAGUUCAGUCGUCUGUAAAGCAAAUUUUUAAAGCAUUCUUUGGUUUCAGCUUCUCAAAAUAUACAGAUUUGCUGCUUUUCUUUGCAAUUUCUUUCAGGUUUUGGACUGUAGGUCAGACAAAACAAGUAAGGUGCAAUGAUUCUGUGAAAAAAAACAAACAGAAAAAAUGCUAAAACACGAAGCCCUCGUUCGCACACUCUUGUGUUUCUAAUGUUGAUCACUGUAGUUUAUCACAUGGUGCAGAGCAAAGUGUUGAAGACAUGGCUUCAUCUUUAAACACUAGUGAGGCCAAAUGCUGCCAGUUAACUGCUGUUUUAAAUAAGAAAACACAAGAAGUCGUAUUUAAUUAUUUCCCCCUUUCAGCUGAUCAUUUGUUUACAUUCUUGUUAACACUAAUCGAUGGCAAAGAGGCCAAAGAGGCUCAGUGGACCCUUCAACAGCAAGUCAACGGUUAAAUUCUGGUUCUGUUUGAAGCCAUUUUCCAACUUUGUCCACCACAUUUUUUCAGCAUAAAUGCUAAAUGUUAUGCUAUUCUUCCUGAUUAUGUCAGUCACUUCCUGCAGAAAUAAGCAGUUAAUUUAUAAUCCAGAAGUUAAAAUGGAAGAAGAUGGUGUUUUUCUGACUGUAGAAAAAUAUGCUCUGCUAAUAUUUUUCAUUCUUUGCCACCAUCAUCUGUGUAACUUUCCAUAUAAACAGAUUCAGCGAGGGAACAUUUUCAGUAUGCAUGUACAUAAUACUCAUAAUACUGUCAUACUGUUGUAAUCCUCAAAUGAUAUUUUGAUUAAAUAAAAAGUACAACAAAACAA
Messenger RNA from Stegastes partitus (bicolor damselfish), 2665 nucleotides. RefSeq names its product membrane-associated progesterone receptor component 1. Bases 174 to 719 code for a protein of 181 amino acids. The record is from RefSeq and is a predicted model, not a curated record. NCBI's taxonomy places the organism in Eukaryota, Metazoa, Chordata, Actinopteri, Pomacentridae. Gene Ontology annotation, cellular component: membrane; endoplasmic reticulum; endomembrane system. The transcript is spliced from 3 exons.